AUGAAUCAGCAGAAAACAAAUAAGCAUCCGAAAGAAAAUAUGUCAACGUCGAGUUUCCCUCAAUCCGGGCCCGGACGACGAUCCGGAAGUGCCGGGUUCCCAUCUCCGGAUCAGAGCAUCGCAAAUGCAUACUCUGACGGAGGUAUGCAGAGAUUCACUGCAACUGGAAGACCCAUGCCCAAACAGGCGCCGUUUUCGGCGCUCUCCAAUCUUCCUUCAGGGUUCACUGCGCAAGCACCGCAAUUACUACCAUGGAAAUUUCGGGAUUCGGACAAAAUCAUGGUCCCCAUUCCAAUUGAUGAGGAUGAUGAUUUCACCGACGAGGCCUUUCCAUCAGUGACUCACGAUGAAGAUCUGCGCACUGGUCGUCAUCGUGUUGCAGAUAACCGCGGUGCUGGCGGGAGUGGUCAAGGCGGUAGUCUCGAUCAGUUUGCCCGGGGGGAUUCCAGCGCGAGUGGCAUGGACACUGAUAAUCUCAAUGCCAAUGACAAUGACAACUAUGACCAAUCUGAAUCUCCUCCAUCCUCCUCCUCUACAGAUCAGACAGAACAGACAGAGGACACGGGCAGUGGUAGUGGUAGUGGCAACACUUCAAGCAGCAGAUCUCGUGGCGGUCAACAAGCUGGAGGACGAGCAUCAGGAGGUGGUAUAAAUCCAGCAAAUGCAUUUGAGCAACAACCUGCUUUUGAACCAGCAGAAUCUAGUGCGCUCCUCCAGCAACAAGCCCUACAGCAACAAGAAGCAGUGACUGCUUCUCCCCGCCGCGCACUAGCCACAUCUUUUGUGGACAAAUUCUUCAAUGUCGCCCGCUCAAUUGUGCACAAACCCAUGACCGCAUCGUCCAGUGCAGCGACUGUCCUGGAAUCAUCUGUUGCUGGUGGCUUAGGAGGCACAGGCGGUAUGCUCAGCGCCGUACCAAAAGAUCAGAAAUCACUUGCCCUAUUGACUCUUUUGACUACAGCGUCGACAUCUACCUCUUCUGCUUUAGGCAUAGACGGCGCUGAUGAGGACGAUGAUGAUAAGCCUGCAAAUGAGGCUCGCAGUCGCAGAUGGAGUCAUCCAACUGCGCGAUCAGGUUUAGGUGGAAGCGGAAGCACCGGCAUCGGCGGAAGUGAUGUGUAUAACAAUAAAGGAGUCAGCGUCAACAUGAUGAACACUCCUACUGUCCCCGGUACUAUCCCCAGUAACGCACUCGGUGCGAGUGGACCUAACAUCAUCUCAACGCCGCAAAACCCACUUACCUCUCCCACCCCGGCGAUAUCGUCUCCCGAAGUCACAGAAUCCAAGACCCGCCGCACGGGAUGGUGGAAGAGGAGCGGCGGCGGCACCAGUAACAGCAACACCAAGACUAUCCCAAGUCUCAUACACCCAAACCAGAAAAAGGCACGGGAAAAGAAAUAUCAAAUCGUCCAGAUGACCAGGGGAGAAUACUUGAAAUAUUGGGCCAAAGACGAGCAAGGGCGCUACUGCGGCACUGAGCCAGAAGGCAAAGGGCGCGAAUUGUGGCGCGAACGACUCCGCGCUGCGCGGGAAGCCAGUGGUCAUGGGGCUCCUCAUACUAGCGUUCCUGGCAGUGUUCUUCGAUGUAGUUUUUCUAGUCCUGGUGUUCCUGGAAGUGUUCCUAGUACCGUUCUAGGGAGGGGUCGCAGUGGUGGUGGUAGUAUUUCUCACGGAGGCGGUGUUAGUCCUGCCGGCAUCCCUCUUCCUGCUGCCCAUCCUCAUCCUCCUCCUGCUGAUCCUGAUCCUGGUGAUCCCGGCUUUCCUGAUAGCGGUUCAUAA
This is a messenger RNA of Xylona heveae TC161, 1779 nucleotides long. RefSeq lists its product as hypothetical. The record is from RefSeq and is a predicted model, not a curated record. Lineage: Eukaryota; Fungi; Ascomycota; Xylonomycetes; Xylonales; Xylonaceae. Bases 1 to 1779 code for a protein of 592 amino acids. The transcript has 2 exons.